AUGGCCUUGGCCAUGGCAGCGAUGCUUUUGCUCGCGAGUUCGGUGGCCGGCACGAGCUCGGAGCCCUGCGCCGCGGGCGCCUGCGACCUUUCUGAUCAGACGUCCCUGCUGAGUCGAGGUGAGAAGGAAUACACCCAACAAGGUCAGCAAAGACCCAACUUCUUAUUUAUCUUGGUGGAUGACCUUGGCUUUGGAGACGUUGAUAUCUGUCCCAACACCCUUCCCUACGAGCAGUGCCCUCUUCGACCCACCGACCCUGGGCGCAAGCACGUGCUCAAGACGCCGCGCCUGAAGCGCAUGGCUUCGGAGGGUAUGGUCAUGACCAACUUCUACGCUCCCCGCGCCAUCUGCUCGCCGUCAAGGAUGGCGUCCCUGGUAGGUCGCGAUCCCGUCCGCUUCGCGGGCGUCGAUCAGCACCUGCGCAUCUUUGCCAACACAGGCGCGAGGGGAGGCCUACCCACCACUGAGGAGACCACCGCAAAACGGCUCAAGAAGCUGGGCUAUGACACCGGCUACUCCGGGAAGUGGCACAUGGGCCUCACCAAUGGCACCGACCCCUUUGCAUAUGCCGCCUGGAAUCACGGCUUUGACUCCGUCGAGUUCUUCUUGGAGGGCUCCAAUGGAGAACCAUGCCAUGGUGGUAUGCUAAACCCGCCUGACAACCCGGAGGUGAUGCACAUGUGUUCCUUCAGCCAUGUCCUCAACAGCCGCGGUGAGGUGUUGGAGCAGCCGAUUCGUUGGGAAAACAUGACCGCGCGGCAGCUCAACGUGACCCUCAGCUUCAUCCGAAGCAAAGCCGGCGGCGCAAAGCCCUGGUUCUUCCAGCAUGCCUUCACUGCGGUGCAUGUGCCAUGGAACCCCAGCCGGUUCUUCGUGUCGGACCCAACACAGCGCUUCUGGACCGACAUGGUCAGCGAGAUGGACUGGGCCGUGGGUGUGCUUCUGGAUGAGCUCGUGGCCACGAAGCAGGAGAACACAAUGGUGCUCCUGAGCUCCGACAACGGGCCUUACCUUGAGUUUGCCUCCUCUCACUGUCCGACGAACUGCAGGAUACAACUGCCUGAGUUCCAACGGGAAGAUGAGUCAGGCACCUUGGGAGCCUAUGGAUGCACUCCCUGCAAUGCCGCCACCGUCUCCCUCCCGGGCCCACUCAGUGGCGGAAAAGGGCAAGUGUGGGAAGGCGGCGUGAGAGUACCCGGAAUCUUUUGGUGGCCUGGGAAGAUUAAGGGCGGAACUGUGAAUCCGCUGGUUGCUUCACAGAUGGACCUGCUGCCAACCAUGGUCGCACUUGCUGGAGGUCAAGUUGACGACAUCGGAAGCCUGGAUGGCCGCGACAUAUCUGAGAGCUUGAUCUCCCGUCCCGACCCCUCCGGAAAGCCCGAGGGCACGUUUGCCUACUGGUGCGGCACCACGCUUUUUGCAGUCCGGGUCGGAGAGCACAAGGUGUACUACCAGACCCAGCUCUGGGUGGACGGCGGGGCAAAGGCCACGGCUCCGAUGUACUGCGGGGGGACGGGGAAAUGCUGCCUGGGGAGCCCGAGUCGACUCUGCACCUGCGGCGGGCUUGGCUGGGAGAAUUACGUCCAGACCCACAGCCCACCCAAAGCAGUUAAUCUCACGGCCAAUCCUGGAGAAGAUCUUGCCUUGGUGUUGGAGGGUGAAGAGUACGCCCAGGCCGUGCGGAGGGGCAAUGCUUUCCGGCUCCGGAGGCUGCAGUCCGUUGCCGAGGGUCUCGGCCUCAAGGUGACCGACGACCCGGAAGCGCUUCAGAGGCAGAUUUCCAGGGUGCCGAACAUGAUGCAAGUGGACGUCCAAGUUCCUGACCCGACGAACUCUUCGCGGAUGCUGCCGCCCCUUGAAUAUCAGAUGAAGGAGUUCCGGCCUUAUGACCACUGCAGCCCUGGCCUUCCAGACGACAAGUGCAAGUCGCGAUUCAUCUGUGCCGUGGACCCCGACUACCCCGGGCCCUACGAGUAUGUGCUGCCUGAUGGCUCCAAAUGUGGCACAUUCCGGCAGCCCAGUGGCACAUCCGCUUUUCCAGAGGACCUCCUCCCUUCAGUCCGACGAUGGCAUGAAGACGCAGGGCUGGUGCCCGUGUGCCUUGCGGGCAACGCAAGCUCCAAGAACAUGAAGGCUUGCCACAUGCUGGAGAAGUAUGGUCUCAACAACAUCCCCACAGGAAAGAUCUGGAAUGCAGGUUGGACCCCGCGGUUGUCCGAGUGGAAUGUCUGA
This is a messenger RNA of Symbiodinium natans, 2232 nucleotides long. The record is from the annotation of a GenBank genome assembly. Lineage: Eukaryota; Dinophyceae; Suessiales; Symbiodiniaceae.